UCCCAGUGCUGACCGCACCGGAGCGUGUGCCCAGUGGGCGCGGACUUGGUGAGCAGGUCUCCCGGGGCCGGGUGGCCCGGGGCCGGGGCACCAGCGCCAGGAGGACGGAGGGCGGACGCACUGGGCCCAGAGAUGGACGGAGACUGGAUGCGCAGUCACUCGGGGGCCCCAGCCCCGACUACUCUGGACACAGACGGUGCUGAGACGCCCACGGGGCUCCGAGCAGAGGACCGGCCUGACAUGUGAAGGACGUGGGGUGCGGGGAGCCAUUGACCAGCGGCCCACGGACGGAGGGAGAUGCAGACCCACAGAGGGCUGGGGGCACCCUCACACCAUCUCCCCGACCGGUUCAGAGAGGAAUCUGCGGCUGCAUCGCGGAACCAACGAGAGAGGAAGAGGGCAGUGGGCCCGGCCACUUGCACCAUGACCAGCUGUCGCCACCAUUCGGGAUACUUGGCGGACGACGAGGCUGGCCACACCACCUACAUGGCCCGGGUCCAGCCACCUAAGAAGUCACUGUUCCCGGAAAUGGGGCAAGCCUCCAAGCUGGGCCACACACCACACCCCACUUCGACGCAUGGCCCCUCAGGCAGUUCAGGGCUCUGCAGCCACCGCCGAAACCCCAAGGGCCCUCGACCCUUUAGGAGCUUCCUGGAUUUCCUUGUCGAGGGUCAGGUGCUGGACAGCCUGCAGACAGUGGUGGAGGAGGCAACUGAGCGCAUGGCCACCAUAAAGACAGAGGCUGGGGUGCCGCUGGUGGAGGUGGAGGACCCGAUGGAGGUGCCGAGGGGUGGGCGUCAGGCGCGGGCCCGGCCCAUCCUCAGUACCGUGCACCAGCACUGCACCCGGCCGAGCCUCUGCAUGGGGCGUCCCAACAAUUACCCGUCCUGCUCCAGCUCCACGUCCGACUCCCACAGCAGCUUCACGGCCAACUGGCCGGGCUCCCAUAGCUGGGACAGCGACCUGGGUGCCCGCAGCUUGGGUGCACUGCCACCCAUGAAGGACAGACUCCUGCUGGAGAAGAACCUCAAACGGCUGCUGCAGCUGGAGAACAGAGGGGACAUGGUCAACCAGGCUGUGGACAAGCUCAGUGGUGCCUGCCGCCGAGACGGCUGCCCUCUCUUCCUGUCAGAAUGGGAGCCCUCCCCAGAGUCCAGCUCCAAGCUGGUCACACCCACUGAUGGGGAGGAGCCCUACGAUUUGCUGCCCACCACAACCUCCAGUCCCAGGAUGGAGCACAGAAAGAGCAUCAAGUACAGGGGACGCGGCAAGGCCAAGGAAGGUGGCUCCCCGGUGUCUAGCACCCAAGUGGACACCAGGUUCCGGCUUGAGCGCCCCAGUUACAAGUUCACCAAGAAGAAGACGCUGCCCUCCAUCCCGUCCAAGUGCACCACCAUGUCCCGCCUCUCCAACCCCUGGCACGAGGAGCUCGUUGACUACCUGAAGGGCCAGGCUGUGUCCUUGCUUGCCUACAAGUACAGGUUUGAGAAGAACCUCACUGGGCAGCUGGGCUUCAUCUCCUUCCCCAUCACCGAGGCACUCCUGGACCUCUUCCUGGGCUUCAGGGAGGUGAAGGGCUCGCGCAUCCGUCUGUCCUCCACAAUCGACUGGAGCUGCCUGCUGCGCAGGCUGGAGGAGGCCGAGUUUAGCCAGCGGUCACCCCAGCGGGAAUCCCGGCCCCCUUCCCAGCACACCUCCCAGCACAGCACCCCCCAGCGCAGCAUGCGGACACCCACCGCGCCAUCCAAGCUGGCCGCCAGGACCCACAGGGUCCAGGACAAGCCCACAGGGUCCCGCCUCAACAUGAGGUCCCUGGAACCCCGGCUGCUCGCCUCACAGGAGCGCCUGCCAGCCGUGGAGCAGGAGCCCGCCAGACCGCCAGAGCCCAAGCUGUUCCCGUCCCCCACCAACACUGGCGUGGCCUCCCAUCAGUCCGACCAGGCAAUGGACAUGGAGGACCACCAGAGCAUCGAGGAGGAGGAGGAGGACAAGGAGGAGGAUGGAGAGGAGGAGGAAGAGGACGAGGAUGGCUUUGGAGAUGAGGGCGAACCCCAGAGCUCCCCGGAGCCUCAAGAGGAGGCCGUGGUCAGCGCCACGGCGGCAGGCUCAGGUGUGGGCCAUGGUGACUGCCCAUGGGGCCCCUGAAGUGCACCGAGUGCUCCAUGCCCCACUCCUCCCGCCCCAGGGGCCACUGCCCUCGCAGCCAUCCCGCCCCGAGCAGAGGUCAGAACAGCUGGUGCCCACGAGGAACUCUGCUGAGCCUCUCAGGGGAGCCAACGGGAGAAAUAAAGCUUG
This is a messenger RNA of Mesoplodon densirostris (Blainville's beaked whale), 2295 nucleotides long. It is a transcript of the gene CCDC116, whose product is annotated as coiled-coil domain containing 116. The record is from RefSeq and is a predicted model, not a curated record. The coding region runs from base 298 to 2145 and encodes 615 amino acids. The transcript has 4 exons. Lineage: Eukaryota; Metazoa; Chordata; Mammalia; Artiodactyla; Ziphiidae. Gene Ontology annotation, cellular component: centrosome.